AUGCCGAGCGACAAGACCGUCGGCUGCGGCGACGACACCUUCUUCUCCGAGACCGGCACCGACAAGCAUGUCCCACGCGCCAUCUUCGUCGACCUCGAGCCCACCGUCAUCGACGAGGUCCGCACCGGAACCUACUGCCAGCUCUUCCACCCGGAGCAACUCAUCUCCGGCAAGGAGGACACCGCUAACAACUUCGCCCGUGGGUCAGGUCUCGAGUCGCUUCUGCUGGAGAGGCUUUUUGUGGACUAUGGGAAAAAGUCCAAGCUCGGAUUCACUGUGUAUCCUUCUCCUCAGGUUUCUACGUCUAUUAUGCAGCCCUAUAACAGUGUGUUCUCCACUCAUUCUCUGCUUGAGCACACCGAUGUGUCUGUGUUGCUCAAUUACUGA
Messenger RNA from Rosa rugosa (rugosa rose), 387 nucleotides. Its product is annotated as tubulin alpha-1 chain-like. NCBI's taxonomy places the organism in Eukaryota, Viridiplantae, Streptophyta, Magnoliopsida, Rosales, Rosaceae. The transcript is spliced from 2 exons. The record is from RefSeq and is a predicted model, not a curated record. Gene Ontology annotation, biological process: microtubule cytoskeleton organization; mitotic cell cycle. Gene Ontology annotation, molecular function: GTP binding; structural constituent of cytoskeleton. Bases 1 to 387 code for a protein of 128 amino acids. Gene Ontology annotation, cellular component: cytoplasm; microtubule.